Molecule: messenger RNA, 159 nt
Organism: Metarhizium acridum CQMa 102
Lineage: Eukaryota; Fungi; Ascomycota; Sordariomycetes; Hypocreales; Clavicipitaceae
Source: RefSeq, a predicted model, not a curated record
AUGGCAAACUUCCCCAACUUGAGGCGGCUCUUCAUCGAGGCCCGGACCGACGAUGAGGAGAGAGACGUGUCCCGCAAAGCUUUUUAUAAUGCGGUGCUCUUCAUGGCAUCUGUCGCUGUCUUCAGCUUGAUAGCACAGAAGCUGAACGCAGGCAAGUAA